This is a messenger RNA of Pollicipes pollicipes, 3096 nucleotides long. Its product is annotated as activating transcription factor of chaperone. Gene Ontology annotation, biological process: regulation of transcription by RNA polymerase II. The transcript is spliced from 6 exons. NCBI's taxonomy places the organism in Eukaryota, Metazoa, Arthropoda, Thecostraca, Pollicipedomorpha, Pollicipedidae. Gene Ontology annotation, molecular function: DNA-binding transcription activator activity, RNA polymerase II-specific; RNA polymerase II transcription regulatory region sequence-specific DNA binding. The record is from RefSeq and is a predicted model, not a curated record. The coding region runs from base 89 to 931 and encodes 280 amino acids. Gene Ontology annotation, cellular component: nucleus.
GGCUUCAGUGAGCUUGCAGCGGUGCCAGUGGGUGGACGCGGCCCGGCGGCGAGCAGAUCUCCCCCUGGGUGCCGAGCCGUGACGCAUCAUGUGCAAGUUCAACUUGGUGGACGCCAUCAGCACGAGUAUCGACCCGCUCUCGGGAUGGAUGGAGCAGAAGUUUCCGCAGGCGGCCUGGGAGUACCCGAUGGUGGCGCCGCCGGCCCUGGAGCAGGGCGGGCCACUGUGCGGGCCGGCUGCCGAGGCCGACUCCGGCCUCCCGGACGACCUGCAGGACCUGUUUCUGGACAGCGAGGACGUGAGCGUGCCGGCGCUGCCCUGUGACGACGCCAACACCCUGCUCGAGGACCUGAUCUCGGGCUCUGUGCGCGAGAACCCGCAGCUGUUCGGCGACCUGUCGCCGGCCGCCGGCUCGCCGCCGGACAGCGACGGCGCCGGCUCGCCCGGCCUGGAGCCGGCCACGCUGCUGGCCUCGCCCGGCUACAACUACACGCUCAGCCCCGGGCCCCCGCAGCAGGUGUCUCUGGAGGCGUGGGUGCCGACGCUGUCUCCGUCGCCGGGCGACCCGAACUCGCCGCUGGGUUUGUCGGACGGCUCUGCCGAGCUACUGGCGGCCCCGGACUGGUGUCCGAGUCCGGAAUCGCCGCCGGUCAGUCGGCGCGCGCCCCGGCCGCGGCCCUACGACAAGCCGGGCCGUCGCCAGGCGCUCACCGAGGAGGAGCGCCGGCAGCGCAAGAAGGAGCAGAACAAGAACGCCGCCACACGCUACCGCCAGAAGAAGAAGGAGGAGCACGACAUGGUCAGCGGCGAUCAGGAGGUGCUGGAGAAGCGCAACAAGCAUCUGCGCGAGCGCGUCGGCUCGCUCACCAAGGAGCUGGCCUACCUGAAGGAGCUGAUGCGCGAGGUGCUGCGCCACAAACGCGUCGUGUGACGCGGCCGGCCGCCGUCUGGGACCCAGUACAAAGGGAGCAGGCGCGCCGCCAGACCGCGAGGGACUGCGACGCUGCGGGAGCCGGUGGUGCGGUGGCCGCGUGGCGGCGGCCGUCGCGCCCGGCCGCGUGACGGCCCGGCCCGAGGGAGCCGCGCCGGCGGCCGCCGCCGCGCCGCCGCCGCUGACCACUUCUCAUCUCUAGGUUUAGUUCUGUUUACGUCGAUUGUACGUCUUUAGCGCGGAGGUGCUGCAUGCGAGGCGCGCGCGGCCGAGUUAUUAGUCGGUAGUUGGAGCGGGCUUGUGCAUACUACGCAUCGCGUUGCGCCGCUGUGCCGGGCGGGUUGUAGACGUCGGAAAGGUCAUCACGGCGGGGCAUUGUUUCGGAUGCUGUGCCGUGACGCAUGGGCUCCAGAUCAAGGUUGUAAGGACUGAAUUCGGCAAAGUCCAUUAUUUUUCAUCAUGGACGCAUCUCAUUGUGGAAGCUGCUGGCAAUCUUUCCCUCCUCCUCCAUCACACAUGUUCGUGGACGACAUUUCGCGAUAGGCUGAGUGGGGCAGCGCGCCACAGGACCUUGACGAGAUCAGGCGUUAGCCAAUCGGUUCCAUUGCACCGGCUGUCAGCACCGAUGCGACGCGCCAGUGGAGCGGUUGCUUUAUGGUGGACGGUAAAAAUCGGGCUGAGUUUUUUUUCUUCAAAUGGUUGUGAUGAGAGUCGCAAAACGUCCAACGGGCAAUGCACACUCAUUGGAACUAUCGCAUCGCGUCUCAUUCAAACAUUACUCAUUCCGCAUGUUCAUCUUCGUGACGUUUUUACAAGGGAGCUCUGUUGUGCGCGCGCAGCGUGGGCGAUACGUAGUAUGCACAUGUCGGUCAGUUCCGGGCGGGCCGCCGCUAUGAGCCCGGAACUCUAUCCCCUCUCUGUUUCUCUUCGAGUCUGUCCUCGUCCGCGCGACUGUCCGCCGCUGCUGGCGCGGCCGGACCGGCCCGCGCGCCGGCGCCGCCGGCCGCGUCCCGGCCGCGCCCAGAUAACAGUACACGAGGUGGCGGCUACUCGGGUGUAUUUCGGUGACGAGCGACGAGGCGAGCCGGGGCGGAGCCCGCGGACGAGAGCCGGGGAGGAGGGGCGGCGUGACGGCGUCGGGGGAGUCGCCGCGUUACGCCGCGUGUGACGAGGUGUUGAGGCCGAGAGGGUACAGUCACAAGACGUGGCGUCUCACCCGCCGCGGAUUCGGCGUGCGCAGUGAACGAUCGGCUCGGCGCGCGCAUGCGGGAAGGUCUGCCGGCGGCAGGCGGGCUGGACACGUCCGACAUCCUCUGGUCGGAGUCGCCACGACUGUUUGUGUACCUCAAGCGGUGGCUCAAAGGUCAUAUUGCAGUUUGGUCCCCUAUCGGUAUAAACAACAGCGGGUUUGAUAUCAUAUCCGGCGUGAGCAAACGAACGAUGGUCUAGCGAGAAAGCUCGCUGAUAAAACUCGCGAGACGUUAGGUCAGACUAUUGACACUGACCAUGUGUUUGCACUUCGUUCUUCACACGCUCUAAUGGGUGUUAAGCUAACUGGAUGGCGCAAUCCGUCUUGCGUGCGUUCUAAUGGUUGCAAGCUGAUGAGAAGGCGCACUUUACUGACCAUACCACCGCACUUUUUAUUGCCGGUUUAUAGUUAUUUUUGUCGCGCGGCCAGGCCUCGCCUGGCGUAAUAGUGUGGUACGUGUGAUGAGGCGCGCCUGUCGCAUCGCUCGGCGCGCCUCUGCGCGGCGGCUCGACCUUGAACGACCUUGACCGCGCGACCUGGCGCGGCGGCACGGAAAACCAGACGGGACGGCGGUCAACUGCAUCCGGUGAGGGCGAUCACAACGGUGGCCAACGGUUCGGUGCUGCGAUGGAACGGGAUCGUUGGCUGGUUUGGGGGAUGGGGAAGCCCUUGACGAUUUUCUUCGCUGUAUGGACGCAUAUCGUCUCUGUAGGCGAUGACAAGAAAGCAGUGGGCAAGGCACUGCAGGCCCUGGACCCACGGAUGAUUGCAAUCGACUCGCUAUCGGAGGAGGAUGCCACGGACGUGCGGAGCUUGAAUGCAGCACUUCAAAGGGAGUUCGGCACCUCAUCGAGGUGGUUUCAGGGCAAUUUCGAGAAACGCUGUGAAUAUUCCGAAAUAAACGUACAGUACGCUA